CGAAUGACCUCCGGCACAGUGGCGGUCGCGGCGUUUCACGGGGAGCCAUAGAAGCCGCGACUGCGGCGGUGCGGCCGCCACAGAGCCCCUCGCCCCCCUCUCCCUCCCAGAACACCAGGAUGCCUCGGAGCGCCUGCCCCUCACACUGCCUCCGGUUUCGAGUCGGGAUGGCGCCGCUGGCCGACGGCGCCGUGCGGCCAUCGUCCGCGCCGUGGGUAUUUCAGGCGAGGGCACAUCGGGGAAGCGAUGCCGGAGCCGGAGCUGCUGGGCGCCAACUGAACUCUUUCACAGAGAGCUGAUUUAUAUUGAUGACAACUCUGGUGGCUGGAUAUCUCUGGGAGUGGCAACUUUUUUUGCCAUCUGCAGGUCUGCAUCCUUCCUUUAUAAAGGGAACUAUCCUGUAAUAUUAGUAAAUGUAACCAAGUUCUACUUCCAUUGCCAGACAGAAAUUAUAUGCAAUGGGAAUGCUGAAUGAAAUUGCUUGCAACUGUUUUUUUUAACAUAAUUUAUAUGUUUUCUUUAAUGCAACACAAAUGCAUGCUGUAGCUUUUAGCUAUGACCAAAGUGAUACUGAGCUGAUACGUGUGGAAGUACGCAACUGACACUUGUGACAAUGGAGAUUUACUUUUAGAAUCUGGAGGAGGAUACAUGGUGGACCACCCGAAGCAACUUUAACAGGUUGAGAAGACUCAAGAGGAUACCAUGAGGGAGACCACUGUGUCAUCUCUUGUGUUACCUCACCGGAGUGCCCUGGAACCGAUCAAUUUCAUAUCUAAGAAUUAUGCUAUGUGUUUGCUGAUGCUCCGCUCUUCAUUUCUAAGAACAGAUAACUCAGUAUAUGUUAAUUGAUACAUCCUUUGGAUGAACGAUACUUGGAAAACUGACUGGUUCCCUAUUCCACGCUCCAAUGGCGAGAAGUGCAUGAUACAAUGUUCCAAGAAUAUUAACAAAAUUCAUGGAUGUAAAUGUAAUGCAUAAAAAUGCUAAAAUUUGAUGUCAAAUUCAUCCUGAUAUCAAGGACCAGAAAAGACAUUCAUUCUUACACUCUUCAUUUAUGCCAAGACUGUCAACUUGUCUUUCUUGUAUCUUGAAUUCUUGAUGUCAAGAACGAAUAUGAUACUGAUCCUCUGGAAUUUUGGAACAUUGUAUCGUGAUACUUUAUGGAACUUUUCACAACAACGACGUGGUCCCCCCUGGACACAAAAUGCUUAUUCCUUACAUUUUCGUGGGACUGGUUGGUGUUUUACUUUUGGCACAAAACUUGUAUUUGUCAUUGUUAAAGAAUUAAAAGAGAAUGUUUUUUCAAGUGCUCAUGUUUGUGAUCUUUCAGUCAAUGUGCUUUAUAUACUUGGCCUGGCACCUUUGAAGAGCACACCCAUGUGGCUUAAAUACUAAGCGGUUCCUUUUUCAGCUGCUUUGAUUUAAAUAAUGCAGUUGAACCACAAAGAGUGAAAUUCUUAUGAUUGCGGAAAACAUAUGUUAUAUUAUUUUGGCACUCAUUAUUUGAUAUGAUCCCACCAGAUGUAGAAUAGGCAAAUUUAGUGGAGAGGUGAUGUUUUAUGGAUUAGCUAGGGCUAGCUGCAACAAGGUAGCAGAAAGCUUUAUGGUUGGCACAUUUUCUGGGUGCAACAAACUUUUGUUAUCGUCAGAAUGGAGACAUCACAUAGUGGGAAGUGUCAUUAUUUUUCAAAAGAUGAGGUUCUGGCCGCAUAUACAGUCUUGUGCCAUCAUUCUGCUUGGUGCAGGUACGUAAUGAUUUGAAUGAAGCACAUAGUGCUUCAUAAUUAUGCUUAUUAUUAUUCAAACUUCUACAAUUUACUCAUGUUGGAACAUAUUUUUAUUCUGCAAGGUUUGUAUAUGUGCUCUGAGCAGUCUUAACAUGCUCCCUCUUACUCCCUGUUUUCACAUUAGAGGUAAGAGUAUAUAAUACAUGACUGGGAAUUGGACCCAGGCCUCCCAGCUGUGCACACCAUGUUCCCACCACACCCCAACUGACAAGGGUUCCAUACUGGCAGUAACUAAUAUAUAUUGACUAAAUAUUUAUUAUUUUCAGAAUUUAGUCAUUAUAUACGUUGAUUUAUAAUUUACUGUUCUGGGUUUAUUCACAUUAUUUGUUAGGUAACAGUUUCCCUCUAGAACAUUGCUUGGCUGUUGAGUAUGUAUAUGUUUUCACUCUCUGUAAUGAAUAAUUUGUAUAUACCCCCUCCGUUCAUAGAUAUAAGAUGUUUUAACCUUUUUCUGAAUCGGAUGUAUAUAUAGACAUAUUUUAGUGUGUUUAUUCACUCAUUUCGGUCCGUAUGUAGUCCAUAUUGAAUUAUCCAAAACAUCUUAUAUUUGUGAAGGAGGGAGUGGUUUCUAGCUAACCGGGUUUUCUACCUCUGUUAUCUUCGAAUUCAUGGAUAUACACUACGGUGGGGUGAUAAUAAUUGAAUAUUUUUCUUGCAUCCUGACAUCACACAAAUUUUGCGCGUGCAAUCAUGAAAGAAGAAAGUACUAGCCUACCUUUAAAGAUAUUUGGAUUGUAUAAUCCAAGGAAAAGAGCAAUAGACUGCACAGAAUCAUGUGUUCAGAAGUCUUGGUCCUAUAAAUAUCCUAGUUAUUAACAUGUGUUCAGAAGACGGAGCAACUUCACAUGCUUUUUGCAUGGCUGCUGCAUGCAUUUUUGAUGGGCGUCUUUCCUUCCUUAAUCUCUGGGGCAUGUAUCCUUAGAUCCCCAGCCUCUUGUACAUAUCUGUUAGUGAGAAAUCGAACAUACAUUGUACAGAUCCGCUUUGCCGCCCUUGCAACUCCAGUCAGUGCUUUUUUUGCAUUUUUUUUCUCCCUUCUUUUUGAGAGAUGGACAUCUAGUCAGUUAUCACAAGAAAGUGCUCUGCUAAUGCCAACUUCAUGCACCACCCUUGUCUUUAAAAGGCAAGGUAAUGAACACAGUCUAGUCCAACAGCACUACUAGUUUGUGAUGGACACCAGUACUCCUCGAAAGUCUGGGACGAGCUUCCUCAAAACUUGCUUCAAUGGAGUUAACGCCCUCUCAGGGGUUGGAAUAUUAUCGAUUCCUUAUGCAUUGUCUCAAGGAGGAUGGUUGAGCGUGCUUAUGUUCACAACCAUAGCAAUAAUCUGCUUCUACACUGGGAUUCUCCUGCAGAGAUGCAUAGAUUCAAGCUCACUUGUUAAGACCUAUCCUGAUAUAGGUGAACUGGCUUUUGGCCGGAAAGGAAGAAUCAUAGUAGCAAUAUUCAUGUACCUGGAGCUGUACCUUGUGGCAAUCGAUUUCAUGAUAUUGGAAGGUGAUAACUUGGAGAAAUUAUUUCCAAGCGUCGACUUCCAUGUUGCUGGGCUCAAGAUUGGAGGCAAGCAAGGGUUUGUUCUGAUUUUCAGCCUGUUGGUUCUGCCAACGACAUGGUUUCGGAGCUUAAGUGCGCUUGCGUACGUCUCUGUUGGAGGAAUCGUGGCCUCCGUCAUUCUCAUCGCGUCUGUUAUCUGGGUAGGAGCAUUUGAUGGUGUUGGUUUCCACGAGAGAGGCGUGCUUGUCCAUUGGGCUGGUAUUCCAACUGCCAUGAGCCUAUACUCAUUCUGUUUCAGCGGCCAUGCAGUUUUCCCCAUGAUAUACACUGGAAUGAGCAACAGAAAGAUGUUCCCAACAGUGCUGCUCCUCUGCUUCAUCAUCUGCACUCUCAGCUAUGGGCUGAUGGGCGUCGUCGGGUACCUGAUGUACGGCGAGUCACUGAAGUCCCAGGUGACGCUGAACCUCCCAUCGAGGAACCUGAGCUCCAGCAUCGCCAUCUACACCACGCUGAUCAAUCCGUUCACCAAGUUCGCGCUGCUGGUCACUCCGAUAGCGGAGGCGAUCGAGGACACCCUCCACGUCGGCAAGAACAAGGCCGUGAGCGUCUCCAUCAGGACGUCGCUGGUCGUCAGCACGACCAUCGUGGCGCUCGUCGUGCCCUACUUCGCCUACGCCGUCGCGCUCACUGGCUCAUUCCUGAGCGGCACCGCCACGAUGCUGCUCCCAUGUGCCUGCUACCUGAAGAUCAGGUCCAGGACCUGCAGGAAGGUGGGGUUCGAGCAGGUGGUCUGCGUGGGCAUCAUCGUCGUCGGGGUAGGGCUUGUGGUCGUUGGCACCUCCAGUUCGCUGAAGCAGAUCAUCCAGAGCUUGUGAAAUGCAUGAUGAGCAUGGAUGUGGAUGAACAACCAUAUGCAGUGGAGCCUAUUCUAGUAUGGCGCAAUCAUGCUUGUACUCUGUAGUCUGUACCUAUGUUCUGGCAAGAUAUAGAUAGGAAUUUAGCUUACAUAAGACUGGAUAGGAAUAAUCCCUAAGAUGUGUAGUAUUGAGACUUACUCCCUUCGUUAUAUAAGAGUGUUUUUGACAUUACACUAGUGUAAAAACGCUCUUAUAUUAUGGGACAGAGGGAGUACUUCAGAAGAAACUGCUUGUACCUAUCAUGUUAUAAACAUUAUUCAAAUGUA
Molecule: messenger RNA, 4464 nt
Organism: Triticum dicoccoides
Lineage: Eukaryota; Viridiplantae; Streptophyta; Magnoliopsida; Poales; Poaceae
Product: amino acid transporter AVT1I-like
Exons: 5
Coding region: 2957-4156 (399 amino acids)
Biological process (GO): amino acid transmembrane transport
Cellular component (GO): vacuolar membrane
Molecular function (GO): L-amino acid transmembrane transporter activity
Source: RefSeq, a predicted model, not a curated record